AAGUGGUCUGUUAGUCCGUGUACAGACAACAGCUGUUGAUAAUGUUCUAUAAUAACAUCACUUUAAUGGUGUAAUCUUCGACAGCAGCUGCUGUGUUCAGAAAUACAACAUGUGAAGCCUCAGCUUUACUGUGACACUCGGCCUCAGAUGUGUGUUUGUAUUGUGCAUUUAACUGUUGCUCAUAUGUGCGGUAAUGUACAGUACAAUUGAAAAAAAACAACAAUAACUAUGUCUUUGUUCAUAUCUCUAUGUAUAUGAACCUCUGUCAGUUCUGAAGUCUGUUAAUGUCCUCCCGCCACUCUAUUCGGACCAGCGCAAUUCGAAUUGAUUAAAUCGCCCUUGUUUAAUCCGCGGAUUUACAUCCAAAUCUAAACCCUGAGCGCUGCGGCGACCUGGCCUGCGCGCAUGUGCGGAGGGAUACAGCAUCCUGGGGAAGGAGAAGAAGGCUGAGCUGCGGCUCUACUUUCUGCCGGCAUCGCUGCGGCUCAGAGAGAGAAGAGGGGUUUUCGCUCUGCAUUAUUAAAAAAACUAACUAAUUUGAUAUUUAAAUGCCAGUUUUCUUUAUUUUUUUUUCCAUCUAAGCCUCAAGUCUAAGGUCCGCUGGAGUGUUCCUGUCACAGAACUGUACAACCCCUGACGCCGCCUUCAAAACUACACCUUUCUGCUUAGACCCAGUCUCAUCGAGAUUCAGUCUCUGAAGAAAAGCGAGUGAAAGCAACAAAAUGGGGUACGGACGGUCGGACAGCUAUCGCGUGGCCACCACGCAGGACAAGGAUGAGAAGGAGUCGCCCAAAAAAGGAAAGGGAGGCAAAGAUCUGGACGACCUGAAGAAGGAAGUUCCUAUAACUGAACACAAAAUGUCUGUGGAGGAGGUUUGUCGGAAAUACAACACUGACAUUGUUCAGGGUUUGACUAACGCCAAAGCAGCAGAAUACCUGGCCAGGGACGGCCUCAACGCCCUGACUCCUCCCCCCACCACCCCAGAGUGGGUGAAGUUCUGUCGCCAGCUGUUUGGUGGCUUUUCCAUUCUGCUGUGGAUCGGCGCCAUCCUCUGCUUUCUGGCCUACGCCAUCCAGGCCGCCACAGAGGACGAGCCUGCUGGAGACAACUUGUAUUUGGGUAUCGUGUUGUCGGCUGUCGUCAUCAUCACCGGCUGCUUCUCCUACUUCCAGGAAGCCAAGAGCUCUAAGAUCAUGGAGUCCUUCAAGAACAUGGUCCCUCAGCAAGCGUUAGUGAUCCGUGAGGGAGAGAAAAUGCAGAUCAAUGCUGAGCAGGUGGUGGGAGGAGACCUGGUGGAGGUGAAGGGAGGAGACAGAAUCCCCGCUGACCUCCGCAUCAUCUCCUCCCAUGGCUGCAAGGUGGACAACUCUUCUCUGACUGGUGAAUCAGAGCCACAGACCAGGUCACCUGACUGUACCCAUGACAACCCCCUGGAAACUCGCAACAUCGCCUUCUUCUCCACCAACUGUGUCGAGGGAACAGCUCGUGGUAUUGUGGUGUGUACUGGUGAUCGUACAGUGAUGGGCCGCAUCGCCACUCUGACCUCCGGCCUGGAGACGGGAAAAACCCCCAUCGCCAAGGAGAUCGAGCAUUUCAUCCACAUCAUCACAGGCGUGGCCGUCUUCCUGGGCGUGUCCUUCUUUGUCCUGUCCAUCGUCCUGGGCUACAGCUGGCUGGAGGCCGUCAUCUUCCUCAUUGGUAUCAUCGUGGCCAACGUACCUGAGGGGCUGCUGGCCACAGUCACUGUGUGUCUGACACUGACCGCUAAACGAAUGGCACGAAAGAACUGCCUGGUCAAGAACCUGGAGGCUGUGGAAACUCUGGGCUCCACCUCCACCAUCUGCUCCGACAAAACUGGCACCCUGACCCAGAACAGGAUGACCGUGGCCCACAUGUGGUUUGACAACCAGAUCCACGAGGCCGACACCACCGAGGACCAGUCUGGCUCAUCUUUUGACAAGAGCUCCACCACAUGGGUGUCUCUGGCUCGCAUCGCUUCUCUGUGCAACCGUGCCGUCUUCAAGGCCGGUCAGGAGGCUCUGCCUAUCCUGAAGCGUGAGGUGGCGGGCGACGCCUCGGAGUCCGCCCUGCUGAAGUGCAUCGAGCUGUCGUGUGGCCCUGUCAAGAUCAUGAGGGACAAGAACAAGAAGGUGGCUGAGAUCCCCUUCAACUCCACCAACAAGUACCAGCUCUCGAUUCAUGAGGCAGAGGAGGAAAGCAACACUUCUUACCUCCUGGUGAUGAAGGGAGCUCCAGAAAGAAUCCUGGACCGCUGCUCCACCAUCAUGAUGCAGGGCAAGGAGCAGCCAAUGGACGAUGAGAUGAAGGAGGCUUUCCAGAAUGCCUACUUAGAACUGGGAGGACUGGGAGAGAGGGUACUGGGUUUCUGCCACGUGUUCCUGCCUGAAGACAAAUACCCAAAAGGCUUUGCCUUUGACACCGACGACGUCAACUUCGAGACCGACAACCUCUGCUUUGUUGGCCUCAUGUCCAUGAUUGACCCUCCCCGUGCUGCUGUGCCUGACGCUGUGGGCAAAUGUCGCUCCGCUGGCAUCAAGGUCAUCAUGGUGACUGGUGACCAUCCAAUCACAGCCAAGGCCAUUGCUAAAGGUGUGGGCAUCAUCUCGGAAGGCAACGAGACGGUGGAGGACAUCGCUGCGCGCCUCAAUAUUCCCGUCAGUCAGGUCAACCCGAGGGACGCCAAGGCCUGCGUGAUCCACGGCACAGAUCUGAAAGACCUGUCUCAGGAUCAGAUGGAUGAUAUUUUGAAGAACCACACGGAGAUAGUCUUUGCCAGAACCUCGCCACAGCAGAAACUCAUCAUCGUGGAAGGCUGUCAGAGACAGGGCGCCAUCGUGGCCGUGACGGGUGAUGGAGUGAACGACUCGCCUGCACUGAAGAAGGCCGACAUCGGCGUUGCCAUGGGAAUCUCCGGCUCAGACGUGUCCAAACAAGCUGCAGACAUGAUCCUCCUGGACGACAACUUCGCCUCCAUUGUCACAGGAGUAGAAGAAGGCCGACUCAUCUUUGACAAUUUGAAAAAGUCCAUCGCCUACACACUGACCAGCAACAUCCCUGAGAUCACACCCUUCCUGUUCUUCAUCCUGGUCAACAUCCCUCUGCCUCUGGGCACCAUCACUAUCCUCUGCAUCGACCUGGGAACUGACAUGGUUCCGGCCAUCUCUCUGGCCUAUGAAGCAGCAGAGAGUGACAUCAUGAAGCGUCAGCCCAGGAACCCACUGAGGGACAAACUGGUCAACGAGCGACUCAUCAGCAUCGCAUACGGACAGAUUGGAAUGAUCCAGGCUCUGGGUGGUUUCUUUGCCUAUUUUGUCAUCAUGGCUGAAAAUGGUUUCCUGCCGUCGCAGCUCGUCGGUAUUCGACUGAACUGGGACGAUCGCUCCAACAAUGACCUGGAGGACAGUUAUGGACAGCAAUGGACCUACGAGCAGCGUAAGAUCGUGGAGUUCACCUGCCACACGGCCUUCUUUGUCAGCAUCGUGGUGGUGCAGUGGGCCGACGUCAUCAUCUGCAAAACCAGACGCAACUCUGUGUUUCAGCAGGGCAUGAAAAAUAAGAUUCUGAUCUUUGGCCUGUUUGAGGAAACGGCUCUGGCUGCCUUCCUGUCCUACUGCCCUGGGAUGGACGUGGCGCUGAGGAUGUACCCGCUCAAGCCAAGUUGGUGGUUCUGUGCGUUCCCGUACAGUUUCCUCAUCUUUGUUUACGAUGAGAUACGAAAACUCAUCCUACGUCGAAACCCUGGAGAUUCAGUUUUGUUUCAUCAUCAUCAGAUCUGGAGAGAAGAGAAAAACAUGAACAACUACAGUCAGUGUUUCAAUAAAUAUCAGCAGGUCGACGCUCAAACAGCAAGACUGGAAACACCACGUGAUUACCCAUAGUUCCACUGGGCCCUGGUCGUCUUCACGCAGAUACUGAAGGACAUUUUCUUCAAGUCUCCUCCGUCCAGACCCCGUGUUACUGAGGUCGGGACACGCCGGGCGGCGUUCUCCCGCCGCCACACGUCUCCCGUCUCCGCGGCCCGGCGGCAGUUCAUUAAACGUGUUGGACGAGGAGAGAGGAGACGCUUCUCACUUCCUCCUUCCUCUGCUGCGCCGCUGCCGCAGCUCUGACCGUGUCCUUCAUCCUCGUCACCAUCACCGAGAAAAAAAAGCACCGCAGCUGUGAGACACACGGACGAGAGGGGGAGACAGAGGGGGAGACAGAGGGGGAGACAGCCGUACUCACCACAGAGCUCCGCCACGAUGAUUCCUGUCGACACACGGUACAAGAAGAUGCUGUGGAGGACAGAAGAAGAAGAAGAAGAUGAUGAUGAAGGAGGAAGAGGAGGAGGAGGAGACCAGGUGAUGUCAGGUGAACAGCAGAAAAGUCAGUGACUUCACGGUGGUCCAGACCAGGGUGACCGUGAAGAAGGCCAGCAGGGAAUUAUCGAAGCCGGCGUCGGAGGACUUCGAAUUGAAAACGCUGCAGUUCGGACAUCUGUCCACGGGGCGUCGCUGUUGCCGCAGCCAUCUGAGCCAGGAGCUGCGUGAACAAGAGGAAUGUGACAAACGCGGAACCAGCAGUGGUCUGUCGUGGCUGCCCACGGACCAGAAGUCAUCAUUUCCUUAUUACACCUACGUUCCGUCCACGGGGCAAACAGGGAGCAAAGGUGGUGAGAGGGAGCGGUACAGUACGGUACAGGAGAAACUGGAGGAUUCUGGGAAGUCCUGAUGAAGUCCUGGUCCUCCCCCCGACCCCUGCUGACCUCUGACCCUCUUCUCCAGCCUCCUGUUGUUCAGAAGCUUCAGGAUCAGACCAUGUCCUCCAACACUUGACCUCCUCGUCAGAAGGAGCUCAACCCGCUGACCCCCCGUGACCGUCAACCUGCGGAAGUGAUGAUGUCACUUCAUCAAGAUGGUUCCAACAUUUUAGUUCCACCUCCACAGCACAGUCACGGUCAGUGAAGUGGCCCUAGUGGAGCACGUCCUCGUCCACGUCCUCGUCCAUGUCCACGUCCACGUCCUCGUCGUUUCUGUCCUCAGACGGAAACAAAUAUAGAAAUGAAAAUGAUUGUCUUACUCCUCCAGCCGUAGCUCUGGCUCCUGAGUGGGGUUCCCCCCCCCCCCCCCCUCUUAAGAGUCCGUCUAUAUCCCAGUUUUCGGUCAGGAUGACCUUUGACCUCACUUCCCCGUUAGCUGCUGCGGAGCGUCUUCUGUUGUGAAUUCAUGGAAGCACUUCUACAGAACAGCGUGUUCCUUGAGCUACCGUUGCCUUCCCAUCAGCCCCGGCUCACCUGCCGUUGCACUCUGACCUCUGGCUUCGUCCACGGAAUCUUUCUGGACCUCAGUCUGGAAAUCCAGGUCCACGAACCGUAGGAAUGGAAGGAACUCUCCAUGGUGCUGAAGUCUGAGGACGGACGUCAUCGUCAGAGGCUGAGGGAUCAGUGAGGAGCUGGAGUCAAUGCCAGCAGCCUUCAGCAGGGGGCGCUAACACCUGUGUGGAGACAAACAACCAUUCACACUGACAUUCACACCUGCAGUGUAGUGUGAACAACUCACCUGAUCCUGAAUCUGCAUGUGAAACCAGAAGACCAGCGCUAACAACAGGGAUUGAACCAGCGACCUUCAUACCGUAAGGCAAGAGCACUAACCGCCCCUGCACCGUGUGACCUCCUCUGUUCUUCACUACAGUCAAGAGUCACAGCCAAACGGAGGAGACCCGGGUUUUGGUCACAGCAGGAGGUUCACACACACACACACACACACACCUUAUCUGAACCAUUGAUUUCCACCUUAACACGCCGAUCAUAAUCCCGGAUUAACCAAUAGUCCGGGCAGUGAUCAGAGCCCAGACGGGAUUACGUCCCGAGUCAAUCCCUGAGAUUAAAUUAUAUUCUUAAACUCUCACCUGUUGUUUUAUAUUCGACAGUGAAAGGUCAACCAAACUCGUUUAAUUACGUCACACACCACGUCAUUAACCAGAAUUAUCUGCGGGCUUUUCGGUUCGUGACAUCAGUGUAAAAAUGUAAAAAUAUUUUUUAAUUACAGCAAAUAUUUGUGAAGUUGUGACGUAAAUGUUACAGAUAAAACCGAUAUAAUUUUCGUCAUUUAAUAGAAACGAGACUAAAAUGUUUAGUUUUUAAAAUAUUUUUUCUUCAUGUGUAAAAUUAGUCAUUUUUGAAUAAAUUGCCUUUUUUUCGUUUCGAUAUUUUAAAUAUUUCACAUAUGUAACAAAUUUGAAGCCGUUUUCAGCCGCGUUUUAGUCCAAAUGUUAGAAAUUCAAAUGGAUUUUAUUUGAUUAUAUGCAAAUCAACUAUAGUGGAGUAAAUGUGACGUAUUUAUUUACACACGAUUAAAGUCUGACGCCGUGGUUUAAAAUGUAUGAUAUUAUGAGUUUAUUAUUUUGGAUUUCCCGGAGAAGUUUCGGUUUUUGUUUUUAUUUUCAUUUAUGCGUGGAUGUAAAUGGGCCGCGGUUUGAGCCGCGGUGAACGAACCGUCGGGUGUUCGAUGAUCUGUGGGUCAGAACGGUUGGAAAUACAGAGAAAACUGUGUUUUAACGAAGAGACUAAAAUGGAGGAAAACGAAAUUGAAUUAAUGCGAACGAAUGAUCCAGAAAAACCAAAACCAAAACUCCUGAAACAGGUUUAAAACACACGGUGUUAUCUGCUGCGGCAGAAAAAUGUUGACAAAUGUAUUUUAGUCAGAAAUAAAUGACAUUUAAAUAAAGUUCCUCCAGAGUCGAGGACAUGGAAAAUAAAUCUCAGGAAUCUUCAUUUGGCAUCGAUCGAUUUUUCCGUCAGACCGUAAAAUCGCCACGGUUUGAUUUUCAUUAGAAUUGAUGAAUAAUAUUAACAACAAUAACGACGCGUUCACGUCCGCGGGCGAACAAUCAAUGACGUCACAGGGUGAGUUUAAGGAGUUUAACUUUAACAUUUUCAAACCUUCUGUUCAUAAAACGGACGACGUUUUAUAAACAUUUCAAACCUUUAUUUUUUUUUAAGUUUUCUUUAGUUUAUUUGUCUUUAAAUCCACCUUUUGUUGUUGUUCAUUUUGUGUUAUUUUAUUACAUUCUCUUAUUGCCUUUUUCAUCAUUUCUCCGAGCCUUCUGUCAGAGUCUGACCCCGCCUCCCCGAUGACCCGGGGGUCAAAGGUGAGCCGGCCAUUACUGCACUUCAUCAACAACAACACGAGGAGCAGCAGGAGGAGCGAAAUGAGGAGGAGGAGCAGCGGGGCUGGGUUUUUAAUUUCAGAGAACCACGGACGCUCCUGGUUCUCCUUCUGCCCCUGGUUCUCCUUCUGCCCCUGGUUCUCCUUC
Cynoglossus semilaevis (tongue sole) is the source of this 7314-nucleotide messenger RNA. RefSeq names its product sodium/potassium-transporting ATPase subunit alpha-3. Gene Ontology annotation, biological process: proton transmembrane transport; sodium ion export across plasma membrane; potassium ion import across plasma membrane. NCBI's taxonomy places the organism in Eukaryota, Metazoa, Chordata, Actinopteri, Pleuronectiformes, Cynoglossidae. The coding region runs from base 723 to 3899 and encodes 1058 amino acids. Gene Ontology annotation, cellular component: plasma membrane. The record is from RefSeq and is a predicted model, not a curated record. Gene Ontology annotation, molecular function: P-type sodium:potassium-exchanging transporter activity; ATP binding; ATP hydrolysis activity. The transcript is spliced from 32 exons.